AUGACCGAUCGUCGUCCACUCAUCUACGAGACGUCGGACCUUUCAGAGAGCUCAGACAAUACGCCUGCAUUGCCCAACCUAGGCUUCUCGAAUAACCCUCACUCCCUCGGGAUCACGCAUAUCUCGCCUCCGACCAGCCCACCGGCUUCGCGCCCUAGCUAUUCGAGAUUCCAGAGCGAUGCGACCGCUGUCGAGAGGAAUACACCAAGUAUCGUACACGAGGAGGAUGAGGAGGAACAUGUCGCGGAUAGCUUCCUACGGCAGAGUAGCAGUGGACUGGGCAUAGCAGCGGUAGGCGCACCUGCGCAGACAGCCAGAAGGGUUAGCAUACAAUCAAUUCCUAGAAAAUCUAUUGGUCCUGGUCCAAGAAGCCCACCGAUAAGAAGUCCUGGUACUUUUUCUCCGCCGGGCUCAGCCGAUCCAUUCUUUGGUAGCUUCCUUAAAGACUCAUCAAAUGAGAAUACCCCGGAUCUGAGGCGGGAGAGGUCGAGCCCUGAUGUCGGAACUUUUGAAGAGUUUCGAAGAGGCGUGUUGAAGAAUGGAAGACAGAGUAGUGCAAGCGUAAAUGAAUAUCAGCACUACUUAGAGAACCCGGACACGGAAAGAUUGAGGGGCGCGCCAUCAAUCAAGUCGGCUUACGAGAAUGAUUUCCGUCCUGCCCACGAAUGUCCAACCACAAGAGACUUUUAUCACUCUCGGUUCACCUGGUUGAAUAUGAGUAUCCUUGUGAUCUGUUUGUUCUCCUGCAUCUUCUCGGCUCUCUUCCUAGGCCUUGCGUUGAAGGGGCCGCGUUAUGGCAAGCGGAUUACAAGUCAGGGUUCAUUUAAGCCUGCCGAUGCCAUACUUCUAACGACUGUGUUUGCAAAGCUUGUAGAGCUCUCUUUCGUUACGUCCUUUGUCGCUUUCCUGGGCCAAGUGCUGAGCCGAAGAGCGUUCAUGAAAGAGCACGGCCGUGGUGUGACCUUGUCGGAGAUGAGUAUGUGGAGAUGGGUAGUUCAGCCAGGGACACUCAUUACUCACUGGGAGACGGCUAAAUAUGCUGGCCUGUCUCUGUUGGGUAUCUUGAGUCUCCUCAGCGCGAUACUGGCAACCCUGUAUUCCUCCGCAGCCACAGCCCUCGUUCAACCACUGUUGAAGGAUGGUUUGUGGGAAAACAUGGUCAUGGCGGGUCAGGUCAAGACCGAUUUUGCUAAUGUCAACUACGUCAAGGAACUUUGCCAAACUCCCAUCCGGACUGACAAAGAAUACGCAGGCAGCACUUGUCUUCAGAUUGAGCAUGCGGGCCAGGGAUUUCAUAAUUAUCAGCGUUAUUUGGCAUACUGGAAUACAGCGGCUGCAAACGGAAAUGGUACUUCGGACCAAAAUGAUCGGCCCCCUGGAUUUGGACUCCUCUAUGAGAACACCACCGUGACUGCGCAAUGGAUCAACAUUAUUAACACCACUGAAGUCUCCAAAACACAUCAUCGUGCUAUCAACAAUGUGUCGCUAGCUAUGCCUCACUCGGGGGUCUUCGCCGCUGCACGAGAUCAAAGGAAUGGUAUACUCCAGCCAGAAAAGCUGAACUCAGAAGGAACCUAUUCGUUACGUGCGUCCGUCCCGUCGCCAGUCAUGAACGUACUCUGUGCGAAUAUGAACGAAAACGAGCUCAAGCCUAUAGUCUAUGAUACGUGGAAUGACGAAUUGGUCAAUAUCACGACCUGGCAGACCUUAUGGAACAAUGCUACCACUACGAACAAGACAAAGGUAGACGACAUCUUUGGCUGGAAUAACAAAGAGAGGAUAAAUUAUCCGCCUGUCUUCGCCAGAUACCCAAAACCAUUCAACACAAUCAUGAAUCAUACCAGUUACCCCUGGGGAAGAGCUGCGAUCUACUUACUUGGGCAGGGUGGGCCAGCGGACGACGGUAUAAACGCAACUGGGACGUAUGUGUUGUGCAAAAUCCACGUCUCAAUCACACCAGAAUGUAGUACGCGUUACAACGCCACAGGCUCUAGCGGUACGAUGGAAGCCCUCUGCAAAGAUCGCGCCGACGAUAUGGCGUACAUCAAGAGCCAGCCGAACGCGACAUAUGUGGAAAAUCUCAACAAUUGGCGAGACAUCGGCUACGAUUGGUCAAAUAGCCUCUCACUGAACACGGGCAUUGUAGAUGGGGCUGCGAGUAAUUCGCGAUUAUUGACGCAGUUGAUCCUGACGCCGAGUAACCCGGAUCCCAAAGACCUUCACGUGGAUUUAAGCCCUGCACUGCCUAGCGUGGGUGAGGCGCUGGCUGUUAUGUCCGGUUGUACGCUACUGAAGAGUAUGCUUGACGCGCCGUUCGUGCCUUUUUGGAAUUACACCGCUUCCAUACUAAAAGAACCUCAAACCCAGUAUUUCAACGCCUCCAUCAAGGCCCAGCAAUACGCCUCUGGUGGUGUCGACCACGCCUCUAAAGGCUGGCUCAUAAUUCUUCUCCUAGUCUUCCUCAUGAAUAUCUUCGUUCUGCUCUACUUCAUCAUACACCGCGGCCUCGUAACCGACUUCUCGGAACCACCAAAUAUGUUUGCGCUCGCUGUCAAUUCGCCGCCUUCGCAUGUUUUAGCUGGGUCCUGCGGUGGCGGACCUGAGGGUAAACAGUAUAUGGUUAACUGGUUUGUGAAUCAUGAGGGGAGUCACUUGUUUAUGGAACCGGGCGAGAAAGCGCAUCUACUGGGUGGGAAUUCUAAGCAUCCGCAUUCCCAUCCCCAUGUACACGUACACGAUCCUGCCGAAGAGAUCCCACCAGGGCAAGCCAAACCUAGCAGUGGUUUCCUUGCGACAAUCACCGGGGCGGUUAGGAGGGGACUGGGUAUGAAGGAACAGCCACCUACGAAGCUGAAGUCUGCGAGUGCCGUCGAAAGUCUAAGGGCACCGAGUGUUAGGCCAUUAAGUAUGGCGGCAAGUGACUACGAGAUGGAGGAUGGGCAUACAAGGACACAACGGCAGUACGAUAAGCUGGCGAAGAGGAGAAGUGUAUUAUAG
Messenger RNA from Cucurbitaria berberidis CBS 394.84, 2997 nucleotides. RefSeq lists its product as uncharacterized. The record is from RefSeq and is a predicted model, not a curated record. Lineage: Eukaryota; Fungi; Ascomycota; Dothideomycetes; Pleosporales; Cucurbitariaceae. Bases 1 to 2997 code for a protein of 998 amino acids. The transcript is spliced from 5 exons.